Penicillium brevicompactum is the source of this 1230-nucleotide messenger RNA. RefSeq lists its product as uncharacterized. The record is from RefSeq and is a predicted model, not a curated record. The transcript has a single exon. Bases 1 to 1230 code for a protein of 409 amino acids. NCBI's taxonomy places the organism in Eukaryota, Fungi, Ascomycota, Eurotiomycetes, Eurotiales, Aspergillaceae.
AUGUGUGAACAGCAUCCCGCUGUUCGUCAUGCUGCGGUUGCUAUGGGUGCAUGGCAUGCCCAGUUUGAGCGAAGUUCGAGGGGAGAAACUGACAGUUCCGACUAUAAUCUGGGUCUUCGUCAUUCUAUUAAAGCCAUUGCUUGCCUUCAAGAAAGUCUCGCUCGGGAGAUUCCAAAUCCGCGUGGCUCAAACCGCACUCACAAGCAAGUAGUGCUAGUGACAUGCUUGUUCUUCACUCUCCUUGCUCUGUUCCAGGGAGAGUUCUAUUCCGCUCGCUGUCAUCUCAUCUCCGGUUUUCAACUUCUUCAAGACUGGGAUGCUCAGGCAGAUAAAUCUGCUACCGGCCUGGCCUUGAGACAGUCUUUUGCGCAAAUGCACGUGCACUGGUUCUUCUGCACCCACUCGGAGUUGUUCUUGAAGAAUCCUGAACUGCACAAUAGCGAGUCCUGGAUAUCUGCACAUACUAUAGAAGCCUUAUCAACCUUUGCUCCGCGUCACUAUUCGGGUGUUGAUCAGAUGAACCGUAUCCAGGAGUUCUCAUCUCUUGUUUCGGGGUUUAUACUUAACUGCACUGCCGACGGAUUUUAUAUAGGACCGGCGAGCGUUAUCAGCCACGAGGCGGAAGUGGUCUCCGCCAAGGUUCGACUUUGCAGGAGUCUUCUCACAGCCGUUCUCGUCGAAUUGAAAGGUCUGGCGCCUGGAAACUGCGACUCCCUGAGGGUCCUCUCACUAUGGAUCGAAGUCAUCCAGAUCAAAAUAGAAUGCGCCAAAAGCCCAAAGCCAGAUGAAAUGGCAUACGACGAUCACCUGGAGCAGUUCCGUCGUAUUAUGAAAACGGGACAAAGUCUAGUGGACUCGGCUGACAGUCCAAGCGAUAUCAAUUUUUCGCCCUUCAACUACAGGUAUGGCGUUUUCCCUGCGCUUCUGUGGACUGCGGCAAAAUGUCGUGAUUGGCACACUCGUCGUGACGCCCUUUUCAUUUUACAAAAACGAGCUGGAGACGACUCCUGGGCAUCUGCCGCAAGUGUUGCUGUGGAAAGGCUGACUGAAGUCGAGUCAAAGGGGUUCAAUCCAGGAGAUGUCAUCCCCGAGUCCGCCCGGGCCUAUCUGGUUGACGUGAAAAUAGAAUCUGCCAGGCCCCUAGUCGAGCUAUGGCAUCGCAGGUCUGAAUCCGCAUCAGAAGGAAAGCAUCCCGGUGGCCAAUGGCAAAGAGAACUUAUGAAGUACUAG